Messenger RNA from Schistocerca americana (American grasshopper), 1195 nucleotides. RefSeq names its product protein KTI12 homolog. Lineage: Eukaryota; Metazoa; Arthropoda; Insecta; Orthoptera; Acrididae. The coding region runs from base 281 to 1099 and encodes 272 amino acids. The transcript has 7 exons. The record is from RefSeq and is a predicted model, not a curated record.
CUGACAAAGAGGUAGCUUCUAGUUGCAUGGCACUUGGCAGUUGGUAGUGUCACUGUAAAAACGCCACCUGGGGAAGGAUGCUGACAUAUGCAGCCGAGCUGCCACUGCUGUAUGCCUCUAGUAGUGGCAUCACUCUUUCGUGUUUGUGAAAGCGUUAUUACCAACUCGUUGGUUAUUACUGUCAACUACAUUUCGAUUGUUGUGUCAAAGGUACUGUGCUAACCAAAGAUGUAGUCAAGAAGCUGCAAAGUGUGAUGUUUCGUGUGUGCAGUCAUGCACUAUGCAGUGGUAUCCGAGCAGCGGUAAAACUACUAGGGCCUCACAGUUGAAAGAAUACUUCGAAGAACGUAUGAAAAAAACAGUCCACACAGUAAAUGAAGAAACUGUUAUGAAAACCAUGGGUGAAGACAGAAAUUCGUUGUUCACCGAUUCAGCGAAAGAAAAAGCACUUCGUGGUGCAAUCAAAUCGGAAGUGCAAAGGUUUAUAGACAAAGAAUCUGUCAUUAUCAUAGAUGCUGGAAAUUACAUUAAAGGUUAUCGGUAUGAACUAUACUGCAUCUCAAAAGGUGCAGGAACAACACAAUGCACUAUUCACUGUGGAGUGGAUGAAGAUACAGUGCACAGGUGGAAUUCUAAGAGGGAAUGUGGCUAUAAGGAAGAUGUUUUAAGAGCUUUAAUCAUGCGCUAUGAAGCCCCAGACAGCAGAAAUCGAUGGGAUUACCCACUCUUCACAGCACUGUUCACCGAUGAUUUGAAUUAUGAUGAGAUAUACAGCUCAUUAUUUGAGAGGAAACCGCCACCACCUAAUCAGUCAACGCAGUGUGCUCCUCUUUCCUCAACAAAUUUUCUGUAUGAGCUGGACAAAGUGACCCAAGAGAUACUAUCUGCAAUACUCUCAGCUCAGAAACUAGGUGUCGACUCAGAAAUAAAAAUACCUGGUUUUAAGGAUUCUGUCAGAACAAAUGGUGUGAAACUCUCUGUCCCUCAACUAAGCAGGCUACGAAGACAAUUUCUGAGUUAUACCAAACUGCAUCCAUCAAAUGACAUUUCUAAAAUAGGCCCAUUGUUCAUACAGUUUCUUAAUAGCAACAUAACAUAAACGUUUUACUCAUAUUUGUAUGUAUGUUGGUACCAAAAUGUUUUGCUUAUGUGUGUAUGUAUAUGUUUUAUAAUAAAUUGUUAUAUCUAUAUUGAA